CGAUUCUGUAACUCAAGUGAGAUCAUUCACUUUUCGCACUUUCAUCUCACGCGAAGUUGUUCGCGCGAUUCUGUAACGUCGAAGUGAAAAUUCGAAAUUACUAGAUGUGACAUAGUGGGGAAAAUCGUUUUGUCGAGCUGUACCGUCUUUUUCGUCGUUUUUACGUUACGGCUGAGUUAGACUAGGUUAGUUGGUGAUUAUAAAAAUAAUUGAGAAGAAAAUGAAUGUGACAGAGAAGCAAAAACAAAUAAUUGUUAAUUUUAUGAGAUCUCAUCCUGAUUUCGGUAGAGGCAGAUUGCGCUAUAACCGCGAAAAUAAAAGAAAAAUAGAUGAAUUAUGGAACGAACUCACAGCAACUCUUAAUUGUGCAGGAUCCGGUCCUCAAAAGUUGUCAAAAGAAUGGGCAAAGACAUGGCGUGACUGGAAGUCAAAUUUAUUAAAAAGAGUAGCUACAUAUAAAAGUCAUGUAGCAGGUACUGGAGGAGGAGCACCAAAAAUUUUAGAUACAAGCCCUUCUGAGGAUGAUUUAUUGGAAUUUCUGACACCUGAAGCCAGUGGGAUGCCUAACAUUCCUGAAGGAGGAGCAAUUGAUGAUGAUAAUUUAUUAUNACAGAAUUGUUUUACUUCAAACACCUUGAAGGAGAAUUUCGAUUCUCAGAGUUUGCUAGACUUCACUUCUACUUCUUCGACUGCCAAAAAAAAUAGGAUGCCACAGAAUUUUGAGGAUUUUUCCAUGUGGCAAACCACCAGACCCUCACAGAGUUUGCAGAAUUCUUGGAAGAAUUCCAGGGAGAUGUCGUCCUCCCAGAUACUACAAAAUACGGUUCCUUCCUGGCAGAUCAAUGUUGAGGAAGACUCCUUGGACACCAGUGACGUAAUAAAUUUUGAGAAAAAGAAUCUCCUAUCAAAUACAUCCUCCAAUGUAUUUACUAACAUAGAAAAUGUAAAAAAAAAGACACUAAAAGAGAGAGAAGUACAGUGCAUUAAUUCCAGUAUUAAAAAUAAGAGANGUAGUGAUGACCAAGAUACUUAUAGAAAGAUAAAGAAGCAGAACGUAAAACACUUAUUUGAACANCACACUUCGGACUACUGCAAUAUUCAAGAGCGAAUGUUAAAAUUGAAAGAAGAAAGAUUGACUGUAGCCAUAGAAGAACUCGAAUUUAUGAAAAAAGCUCAUCAAAAACAUACGGAGCUCCUGACAUCGUUAGUUGAAAAGGUUAAUGAACUAACGAAUAUUAUGCAAUCUAUUGCUCCGCAAUAUUUAGAAUAAAUUUAGAAUAUAAGAAUAAAGUAUUUGACAUAUAUUUUGUUGAAAUGUAAACAUAUACUUCGUUGAAAUGUAAACAUAUUUUAUUGAAAUGUAAACAUAUUUUAUUGAAAUGUAAACAUAUAUUAAUUUGAAG
Messenger RNA from Pseudomyrmex gracilis, 1403 nucleotides. RefSeq names its product coiled-coil domain-containing protein 39-like. The coding region runs from base 221 to 1270 and encodes 349 amino acids. The transcript is spliced from 6 exons. NCBI's taxonomy places the organism in Eukaryota, Metazoa, Arthropoda, Insecta, Hymenoptera, Formicidae. The record is from RefSeq and is a predicted model, not a curated record.